AUGCCCAAGGUGAAGACCAACCGGAUCAAAUGCCCAGAUGGGUGGGAGUUGAUUGAGCCUAAUCUUUGUGAACUAGAUGCUAAGAUGAGAGAAGCUGAAAGUGUCCCAAAUGAUGGCAAAAGAAAGUGUGAAGCAUUCUGGCCUAUUUUAAAAAUUGCGCAUCAAAAGAGCCGCUACAUCUUUGACCUUUACUACAAAAGGAAUGAAUUAUCAAGAGCGUUGUAUGAAUUCUGCUUGGAGCAAGGCUAUGCAGACCGCAACCUAAUUGCAAAGUGGAAAAAGUCAGGAUAUGAAAGUCUCUGCUGCCUACGUUGCAUACAGCCAAGGGAUCACAACUUUGGAACAACUUGUGUGUGCCGAGCACUGAGCACUUGAGGGAAGAGAAAGCUGUGGAGUGUGUGCAUUGUGGAUGUGGGGGCUGUGCAAGUGGGGAUUGAGUGGCUAUAUUCUGUAAACUGUUUGGCAUUCAAGGUGCGAUUUUUCCUCUUUGCCUGAGCCUAGCUUUUGC
This is a messenger RNA of Corylus avellana, 508 nucleotides long. Lineage: Eukaryota; Viridiplantae; Streptophyta; Magnoliopsida; Fagales; Betulaceae. The record is from RefSeq and is a predicted model, not a curated record.